GCUGUUUUUACGACACUGAUUUCACAAUUGAAUUAGAUAUAAAUCGGAAUUUAAAACCAUUAAUUUAGAAUAGUAAAAAGUUGUAGGUAACAAAUGUACAAAUUAAAAAUACGACAACGUAACUAAAACUUUAGGCCCGUCUGCAGUAGUAUAUGUGGCUAGAAAUUGCAAUUCGUGGGUCUAUAAACUGAUCAGGUCUCCCUUCUUCCCCUUAACAACGUUGUUCUUCCGGCACUGGUUGGUUUACACUAUUUAAGAGAUGGAGAUCAGUAUAAAGGAGUCUACCAUUGUUCGUCCAGCUGAAGAACACACUCCCAAAGGAAGUAUAUGGAACUCCAAUUUAGAUCUAUUGAUUUCAAGAUACCACGUCCCUACUGUAUACUUUUACAAGCCAAAUGGUUGUUCUGAUUUCUUUGAUACUGGAAGGGUUAAAGAGGGUUUGAGCAAGGUUCUUGUCCCAUUUUACCCUAUUGCAGGAAGGUUGGGGUAUGGUGAAAAUGGAAGACUUGAGAUAAUAUGCAACGAUGAAGGAGUUCUAUUCGUUGAAGCUGAAACUAGUUCAGUGUUGGAAGAUUUGAUUGGUAAUGAUGAUUUUACUCACAACUCUCAACUAGUUCCUAAAGUCGACUAUUCUGGAGGAAUAUCCUCUUAUCCACUUCUUGUGGUGCAGGUAACUAAGUUCAAAUGCGGUGGUGUUUGUAUGGGAGUUGGGCUUCAACAUACUUUAGGAGAUGGCACAUCGGCUAUUCAUUUCAUCAAUAGUUGGUCUGACACCGUCCGAGGCGUCCCGCCUGCCAUUGCACCAUUCAUUGAUCGAACCCUUCUUCGUGCUCGAGUACCACCAACGCCUAAAUUCCACCAUCUUGAAUAUGAGCCUUCUCCUCCACUGAAGGCUGCUGAAUCUGAUCUUAAGCCAUCCACUGUCUCCACAUUUAAGCUUACAGUUGAUCAAUUGAAUGCUCUGAAAGCAAAAGCUGCUGCAAACAGUAGUGGUACAAAGUAUAGUAGUUACAACAUCUUGGCUGCACAUAUAUGGCGCUGCGUAAGUAAAGCAAGGGGUCUCUCAGAUGACCAACCUACCAAGAUGUACUUUCCCGUUGACGCUCGAUCUAAAUUGAAUCCUCCUCUCCCACCAGGCUACUUCGGUAAUGCUAUCUUUAUAAAUGCACUCGUUACUCAAGCUGGUGAUCUCAACACUGAAUCCUUUCUUGAUACUAGUAAGAGGAUCCAUGAAGGGUUAAAGAAGAUUAAUGAUGAAUAUUUGAGGUCAGCUCUUGACUACAUUGAAACAGUGUCUGAUUUAAGCACUUUGGUAAGAGGGCCGCACACUUUCCGAUGCCCAAACCUCGCUGUAAACUCUUGGUUGUGGUUGCCUAUCUAUGAAGCAGAUUUUGGAUGGGGUCGCCCCAUUCAUGCGGGGCCAGCAGAUGUCAAUAAUGAAGGCAAAGUUUUAAUACUGCCAACUCCCAUUAAUGAUGGGAGCUUGUUAGUGGUAGCUCGCUUGGAGAUUUCUCACAUGUCAUGUUUUGGGAAACUCCUUUAUGAAUUUUAGUAAGAGAUGUGGUGUUUUGAUGUACUCCUUUAUGAGUUUUAAUAAUUAUGUCACUGCUUAUGCAUAGAGCACUGUUGUAAUAAAUGAAAAAUGAUCCCAUGGUGAUGGAGAACCCCAUCCAUUCAGUUAUAAAAUAAAGCAAUAAUCUCAAAUUUAGUUUUUAA
Messenger RNA from Gossypium arboreum, 1716 nucleotides. Its product is annotated as shikimate O-hydroxycinnamoyltransferase-like. Gene Ontology annotation, molecular function: acyltransferase activity, transferring groups other than amino-acyl groups. The record is from RefSeq and is a predicted model, not a curated record. Bases 260 to 1552 code for a protein of 430 amino acids. Lineage: Eukaryota; Viridiplantae; Streptophyta; Magnoliopsida; Malvales; Malvaceae. The transcript is spliced from 3 exons.